This is a messenger RNA of Hippoglossus stenolepis (Pacific halibut), 1337 nucleotides long. Its product is annotated as myoblast determination protein 1 homolog. Gene Ontology annotation, molecular function: RNA polymerase II cis-regulatory region sequence-specific DNA binding; protein dimerization activity; DNA-binding transcription factor activity, RNA polymerase II-specific. The coding region runs from base 78 to 872 and encodes 264 amino acids. NCBI's taxonomy places the organism in Eukaryota, Metazoa, Chordata, Actinopteri, Pleuronectiformes, Pleuronectidae. The transcript has 4 exons. Gene Ontology annotation, biological process: muscle organ development; regulation of transcription by RNA polymerase II; positive regulation of myoblast differentiation. The record is from RefSeq and is a predicted model, not a curated record.
AAGUUACAAACACUGGUCCUUUAAAAUCUCUCACUUCUCUCUCGACUAUUUCUACUUUUUAAACAUUUUCUAACCAGAUGACGAUGGAUUUGUCCGACCUUCCCUUCCCUCUCUCCCCAACCAAUGACCUUUACGAUGACCCCUGCUUCAGCACCAGUGACCUGAACUUUUUCGAUGACCUGGACGCCCGGCUCUUGCACGCCGGCCUAGUGAAGCCAGGGGACCACCAUCAACACCACCACGUGCCCAAGGAUGAGCAUGUGAGGGCCCCGGGGGGCCCACACCAGGCGGGACACUGCCUGCUGUGGGCCUGCAAGGCCUGCAAGACGAAGACGACUCACGAAGACAGAAGAAAAGCAGCGACCGUGAGAGAAAGACGUCGGCUCGGCAAAGUAAACACCGCCUUUGAGACCCUGAAACGCUGCACUGCCUCCAAUCCCAACCAGCGGCUGCCCAAAGUGGAGAUCCUGCGCAACGCCAUCAGCUACAUCGAGUCGCUGCAGGCGCUGCUGAGGACGGGCCGGGAAGACAGCUUCUACCCGCCACUGGAACACUACAGCGGCGACUCGGACGCCUCGAGCCCCCGCUCCAACUGCUCCGAUGGCACGGUGGAUUUCAUGUCUCCGUGUUCAACCAGAAGUGAAAACAGUGACGGUUCCUACUGCAGCCAGACAGACGAUUCCAGCAGCUCUAAACCGUCCUACAUCUCUAGUUUGGACUGUUUGUCCAGCAUCGUAGAGCGGAUCAGCACAGACCCAGCUGUGGCCCCCCCGGGAGACAGCGUGGUCCCCCGGGGUCCUGGAUCACCUGUGAACAGCCCUGCUGGGUCCAGGCCCUCGGCCGAACCCAGCAGCAUGUAUGAGCCGCUCUGAAGCCGACGGAGUCCCGGACUCAAAUUCCACAGAGAAACAAACUUAUUCCCCCUAUUUUCAAAACUCUCUAAAAGAUUCCCUCUGCAGUUGGAGCAGAGAUAUUUUUAUGCCAACACUGUUUGGGUGAGAACGUCUCAGUACACUUCCUUCAGCUUUCAGUCCGAAUGAACUGAAGGAUGCUGCAUGAUCAAAAAAUCUCAGCAGGAAUGUAUCUAUACACACAUAUAUAUAUAUAUAUAUAUAUAUAUAUAUAUAUAUGUAAAUAUCUCUAUAUGGCUUUCAUUGAUUUCUGCUUCUGACAUAAUGACCAAGGACCAUUUUGUACAUCUGUAAAUAAGAGUUACUUGUUUAUAGUACACACACACACACACACACACAAAGGAUGCUGGGAUUGUUGUGUCAUAUGUUUCUACAUAUUAUUUAUGAGUGUAUAAAAUUUGAAUAAAGCAAUAUUUAUUUAUCUCC